GGGCGGGAGGGGGUCCUUCUUACAACACGUUACGUAACAUUAUUUCUUUUUUUAUAUAAAAAAAUAGGGAAAUAAAACUCCCAAAUUGGCAACCCUUUUCGUUUACGUUUUCGAUCUCUCGAUUGUAUUAGUCUGGUCGCCAUUUUUAAUUUGUUCUCGCAUGUUGGUAAACCUUUUCGUUUAUAUUUCACGGGGAAUCCCUAGAUUGUAUUGUACGUCAUUUAAUGUUGUUUUUGUUGUCAGUAUUCGUUAGUGUUUAUGCAGAAGCAAAUUGCUGUAGUCGCUGUUUUAAAGUGAGUUCAUAGUGUUCAUACUGUAAUGUCCUCAAAAGAAGGAGAUUUGUAUCAUCAGCUGUUCUUGGCCUAUAAAGGCUCUCAUGCUGACUUGCCAGCGCAAGUAUGUCAAAAAAAUGCCAAUGAAAUUUGGAAAACGGCUAAAGAAAAACUAAAAAACAAAGAAAAGUUUAUAGAACAUAUAAAUGAUGUUAUACGAGAGUUGAAGGUGAAGGCCACGCAGAAGAAAGCAACAAUGCUUAGUUAUUUUACACAAGUAAGUUUACUACUAAAAUGUAAUAAUGACAUAGGUAUUAUAUUUAGUCCAAACCUUGAUUUUUCAUAAAAGAACUGGUCAUAAGUAUUUUAUAUUUCUAGCUACCUAUGCAAACAUCAAGCACGCCAGCAACACUAUGGCCCAAUGCUCCCUCGACUUCGCGUGCUCCUCAACAAAAACAGGAUUCGAAUGUUGUAGCUUCAUCCACGUGUUCAUCUCUCAUGGAAUCGAUUGUCGCAGUCGCUGGACAUGAAAGCACUGCCGUCAAACGAAAGAUGAGCGAUAUCCACGAGGAGCAAAGUCAGAAUACUGAUGGGGAAACUGUGGAGACAUCGUCUACGGAACCAGACAAGACUUUGGUUGAUUCGGUCAUCACUAAAAAUGUUCCAAGCAAACCGGCUCAAGAAACUCUUAUGAAGAAAAUUGGUCUACUGCAACAAAAAAUAAAUGUUCUCACUGAAGCAAGGGACACUGGUAUAGCCAAAGAUGAUGUUCAUGACGAAAUAAAAAAGCUACGCAAAGAGUUGAAAGAAGAAGAGAAAUGUUUGAAGAAAAAAAGAGACUCUGCUAAGCGUGCAAAAAAAUUUCGAGCCAAAGAAAAACUGGAGAAAACUGAACGUCAGAGAAACAAUCCUGCUGCAGCACAACCUCGAACUGGCCCUGGACAGCCCUCUUUAGUUGACUCGCAACCUGCUCUCCUAGAGACCAUAAUUAAUAUUGCCAUUCAUGGCAGCGCUGCUGAUGAACGCCGCCGAACAGAGAUGAUUAGGAGUUGUCUCACUCUGUCCGACCUGCAUGAAAGGCUGUUGUUAAUGGGAUUCCAAAUUUCUCGAAGCGGCACAUAUCUUCAUUUACUCCCACGCGUUUCUAACACACAAGAGGGAAGAAGACACGUACGUACUGUACCCGUAAAGUUAGCAAGACCACAGACCGAGAUGCACAAAAAACAUGAGGACGGGGAAUUUUGCACUGCUACAAUCAGGUCAUUGGAAUCUCUCGCUUCGCUUCUGGGACCGCAGCAAGUAUUCGUUCUCUCACAAGACGAUAAGGCACGUGUACCGAUAGGUUUACCGGCAGUAAAAAGUCAGAGCCCUCUUUUAAUGCAUAUGGAAUACAGAAUACUUUUACCUGAUCAUGACUGGGUCGUGGCAGAGCGGCACAAACUUAUUCCUUCUGUAUACGCCGGCGUCAACGUAGAACCUAACAAUUUCGGUAGGGAAGAAGCUGUUGGGUACAGCGGGCCGACACACAUAUCCAUAAGGAGCGGGAAACACUCAUCCUCCACAGCGAACACCCACGCUUAUGAUUUCGAAUCACUUUUAUCAAUACCUUCAUUCAAAUCCUUAAUGAUGACAGAAUCGAACACCGUGAAGCCAGUAAUCAUCAUCUUUGUAGAUGGUGGGCCGGACGAAAACCCGCGUUAUCGCAAAGUCAAGAACUUUGCGAUUGAACACUUUAAAAAAUACAACCUGGACGCCCUGUUUAUAGCGACUAAUGCUCCUGGGCGGAGCGCAUAUAACCGAGUUGAGCGUCGCAUGGCUCCCCUCAGCAAACGACUGGCAGGCGUCAUUUUGCCUCAUGAACAUUUUGGUUCUCAUCUCGACGACAAAGGAAUGACUACGGAUGAUGAUUUGGAAAAACGCAAUUUUCAGCACGCUGGGGAAACACUUGCAGAAGUGUGGAGAGAAAUGAAAAUUGAUAAUUAUGACGUUUCGGCGGAGUAUAGACAGCCCGAAGAUAGCAUGCAGGAUCCAGCAGAACCAAAUCUGGCGUGGUAUAGCGUUCACGUCCGUGAAUCGCAAUAUUUCUUACAGGUUAUAAAAUGCGCAGAUGAAUCCUGCUGUUCACCACCGAGAAGUGCAUUGAAAUCUGUGUUUACGGAUACUUUCAUGCCGCCACCUUGCCCAAUACUUCAAACCCCAAGCAAGCUCGUAGUACCCAGUUUGUUAGACAAAGGAAAAUCCAAGUUUUCGCCACUUCUUGUAAGGUUGUCCGUUAAUCUGUCACCUCCUCUAGAAGGGUUUAAGCAGAUGCCUUACGAUUUCUUUUGUCCAUCUGUACAAUCCGACCUAAAGAAAAAAGUAUGUCCAACCUGUGGGAUCUAUUUCACAUCUCACAGGAGUGUUCAAAUGCACUGUCGUUACGUGCAUGGCAAGACUGUCCAAGACCAUUGUGAAACUAGAGUACGGCCACAGCGCCUUGCUGCCAGAAGGGCAAAUGAGCUUCUCUGCAUUGUGCGUCGUUAUGAAACAUCGUCUGAGGAUGCUGACUGGCUCGACGAAGACGAAGUUGAUGCAAGUGGCUUAACAAUUCCAGAACCGUCUUCGUCUGCACUCCAGGUGCCAGUGAUGAAAGAAUCUGAGUGGCUAGCAAACCCGUGGACAGAGGAGCAGUAAUUUCAAUCGAAUUGUUUUUAUAGACCUACUUAGAUACUUGGUUAAUAGUUGAUUAUUUUUUAAUUUUGUUAAGAAUACGAUUUUAUUUCGAGUAAAAUGUUUAAUUUCAGUUGGGUUUCUGUUUAUAAUUGCAUUGCCAAAGGUUAAAAUAAAUAUGUUAUUUUAUUUGAAGAAUUUAUUAGUAAAAAAGCUAAAAUACUUAGGAGAAUGAAGGAGAAAAACAAUUGUGUUUUGUAAAGCCAAAAAUUUAUAAAAAAAUAAACAAAAUACGCAGGUGUUGCGAAUUAAAAAUCUCUUGUUUUAUUAUAAGGCAAUUAAAACUAUACGAAGGAUAAAAACUAUAACAACUUUUUGCGACUUCAGGGUAAAAAUGAUGACUUGAGUGUUACGUAACCUUU
Messenger RNA from Chilo suppressalis (striped riceborer), 3343 nucleotides. The record is from the annotation of a GenBank genome assembly. Lineage: Eukaryota; Metazoa; Arthropoda; Insecta; Lepidoptera; Crambidae.